GUAAAAUUGGCACGUAAGUUAAAUCUUAGCCUUGAUGGCUGUAACAUCUGCUGUCUAAAAUUUAAAACCGCGUUUUAUUAUUAACAAUUUAACAAUCUCUUAAACAUUAUAGUAAAUAAACAAAAUGAGUUACUUCUUUUGGGUGUCUUUAACUUUAUAAAUAACUUGUUUCCUAUUUAUUCUUAAUUUACAUCAACCCUAUAACGUUCUCGGGGCCAAAACUUUCCAAGUAAUUGAAAACGAAAACGUUACAAAACUUAUUGGGACCCAAAGAAAAUGAAGAAAAUUACCAAAAAGUUAUCGACCAAGUACGUGAAGCUCAACAAAAGCCGGUUCCGGCAAGACGGGUCUAUGAAGUCGGAGGAGGACGGUGGAGAGCUUUUCCAAGAAAAUCAUUCGCCAAAGAUUGAGGAAAGUAAUGAAAAGAAGGAGACACCUAUAGUAACAAAGAUUAUGGAGUCCAUGCAUCGUAAACUGACGCUAAAAGAGAAACCAAAUAAAAAGAAUAUCCACGUGGACGGUCACGACGACCAGCUUGAAGGUUCGGUUAGAAACAUGAAUCGUGGUGAUAAUGAUCAGCAUGUAGGCUCAGUUAGACGCGGUCAUAUGGAUCAUCUUGAAGAUUUGAUUAGGGGUCGUGAUCCUACAGAUCAUAUUGAAGGAACAAGUAUAAACCAUGUGGACCAGCUCGAAGGAUCUAGCAAAAACGGUCAGAAGAGUCAGGGUGAAGACGUUACUACUAAACUAAGCUGUCAUGAAGAUCAAUCAGAAGGAUCGACUAAAAGUCCUUCUGGUUUUGCUUCCAAGAAAGAUUAUCUUGAUUGGAUUGAAUAUGUGGAAGGAUCUAGUCAGCAUAAUUUCGACCGAUCCGAAAAUCAUGAAAGACAUUAUAGAAAGGAUGACAUAGACCAUAAUCAGAUCAGCAUUGGGAUAUCAGAAGGGUCAAUAGAGGGUAAUAACGAUGAGACAAUGUUACUAAAGAGCUCCAAGUAUAGAAAACAUGAGAAAUUUGAAGAUUUGAAAGGGUAUAAAAAAGGAAAAGGUAGUAAGGUCAAAGACUCAUCGAAACGUCAAAUGGUUGACUAAAGGUGAAUGGACCUUUCACAUUGUGUAAUAUGAUCACUGAUCAUUUUAGUUAGUGUUAAAGUAAAGCUAUACUCCUGUAUAAUGAUGAUAUUCAAAGUCUUCAUUUUUAGUAGUUUUAUAGGAUCAUAUGUAUUGUGUUCAAA
Messenger RNA from Brassica napus (rape), 1229 nucleotides. RefSeq lists its product as uncharacterized. The coding region runs from base 277 to 1086 and encodes 269 amino acids. The transcript has a single exon. The record is from RefSeq and is a predicted model, not a curated record. Lineage: Eukaryota; Viridiplantae; Streptophyta; Magnoliopsida; Brassicales; Brassicaceae.